CCCGGGGAGCUUCCGGUGCACCAUGACGUGGCUGCCAAUGGUGACUUUGAUUGCUUUGACCUUCCUGGCAACGGCUGCAGAGCAAUUGAGUCUGGCGCAAUUCCCUGAGGAGGAAGUGGCUUUGGCGCGCGGCAAGACUGCGCUGGUGACCGGUGCAGCGGGUUUCAUUGGGAGCCAUGUGGCCAGGCAUUGCCGGGAUCUUGGUAUGACCGUCCUUGCGCUGGAUGACUUGUCUGGGGGCUUCCCGGCCAAUGUGCCGGAGGGCGUGACCUUCAUUGAAGGAGACAUCCGCGAUGCAGAGCUGUUGGAACGGAUCUUUCAGGAGCACCAGCCCGUACACUAUGUCUACCAUUUGGCAGCCUAUGCUGCUGAAGGUCUGUCACACUUCAUCCGGUCUUACAACUACAGAACCAACCUGGUGGGAUCAGUGGAGAUUUUGAACCAAGCGAUCAAGCACCGGGUGCAUUGUUUUGUGUUCACCUCCUCUAUCGCUGUCUACGGUAGCAUUAACGAUCUGUCGCAGAUGCAGAAUCCCAAUCGUUCAUUGUCCACCAGCGGACACCGCAGUCCCCGUGUGGGGCAAGGUUUGAAGGAAGAAGACCGACCCACUCCCGAAGAUCCCUACGGUAUCGCAAAAUAUGCCUUUGAAUUGGACCUCCACGCGGCCAAAGAACUAUUUGGUAUUGACUUUGUGAUUUUCCGUCCACACAAUGUCUUUGGGCCACACCAGAACAUGUUCGACAAGUACCGAAACGUCGUUGGGAUCUUCAUCAAUCAAAUUUUUCACGAACAGCCAAUGACAAUCUUCGGCAACGGCGAGCAGGUGCGCGCCUUCAGUUACAUCGACGAUGUGGCCCCGAUCAUUGCGCGAGGGCCGCUAAAUCUGCGGGCACGCAAUGAGAUCUUCAACGUGGGGGCGGAUGUGCCCUACAGUGUGAACGAGCUGGCUACUGCCGUGGCGGAAGCCGCAGAUGCUGCCGGGCAUCCGAGGGAUUCACAACCAGCGCGGUUGGAAGUGGAGGUGGCAGUGUCCAAUCACGACAAAGUCAAAGACUACUUCGACGUGAAAUCUGCCAUCAGUCUUAAAGAGGGACUGAAGAGGACUGUGGAGUGGUACCGAGGCCAGGGACAUCUCUUCAAACCCGUUGAGUUUUCCUCCGUGGAAGUCAUCGAUCGCUUGCCCCCGGCCUGGCGGAGAGAGGACCUGGAGGAGAGUGCUGUGUGCCAUGGCAGCCGCGUGUCAGCUCAAAGAGAGGAGCUUUGAAAGACAAGGUUGCGACCACUGCUGUUGUUGUGAAGCUGGCCGAGCAGGAACAGAGGUCUUUGACGAGCAGGUCAUGGGCUCCGGAACUUCGUGGGACAAGCAGAAGAUUUCCAUGAGCUCGUCUGAUAGGAGGUGGAAGCACGACAUGACUGACUGAGUGCAAUUGCAGCAACGGCCCAGAUGAAAU
Cladocopium goreaui is the source of this 1451-nucleotide messenger RNA. NCBI's taxonomy places the organism in Eukaryota, Dinophyceae, Suessiales, Symbiodiniaceae. The record is from the annotation of a GenBank genome assembly.